This is a messenger RNA of Diaporthe batatas, 603 nucleotides long. RefSeq lists its product as uncharacterized. The transcript has a single exon. NCBI's taxonomy places the organism in Eukaryota, Fungi, Ascomycota, Sordariomycetes, Diaporthales, Diaporthaceae. The record is from RefSeq and is a predicted model, not a curated record. Bases 1 to 603 code for a protein of 200 amino acids.
AUGCAUAUGAACCUACUCUCCUUUCUGGCCGUCGCGGCCUCAGCAUGGGCGCAGAAACCAUGGGCAAAUAAUUCCAUGGGGUUCAUCGGGUGUUACAUGGCGGAUGACACUGCUGAGGGCUACGUCACCAACGGCGGUACUCGAAUGUGGGGGCCCUAUGGGACCAGGGACCUCGUCGUCCAGUCGUGGACCGACAGCAACUCGACGGCAUGGCAAAAGUUCGACCAACAGGUCGCCCUGUAUGGGAGGCCAGAAGCGGUGUGGGUACAAAUCUGCGUCUUCGAGGACCCGGGGGCCACCUACGAUGAGGUCAAGCUGCUCAUCGCCAACGCUCGCGAACACGCUCUACCUGGUGCCUCGAUCUUCAUCACUGGCCAGCCAUUCUAUAACAAUAACCACACUUGCCCUCUAUCUGGGGCUAACGGGCCAAAAAUGACCGAUGAUCUGGCCAGACAGGCCGCCGGGGACGCUUCUCAGAGGGUGACCUACCCCGGUAGAUUUGUCUUAUACAACCAAGACGUGGCUGAUUACUGCCACGCCAAUGGUGGCGGGAAAAGGACGCUCGGGGAACAGGCUUUGAGCUUCUUCGAGGACAUUGAUUAG